AUGAGUGCAGUAACUAAUGUUUUUCUCUUGUUUCGGUUCGAGAUUGCAGAAGCAGCCGAUGUCUCGGUUGCUGGCGGAAAAUUUGUAACGAGUUGGUUAGCCUGAUUGCAGUCGGAGUGUGUGCUCUAGUUGUCCGUGUGCGCGUCGCUGACACCAGCAGCGUGUUCGUGUUACCAUUGCAGUCAUCCCGCAGUUGUUGCACACCAGACAUGGCCGUGGCGCCCGGUGAUGGCCACACCAUGUACGUGGCGUCGCUGGACGUGGGCUCCUCGGGUGUUCGGUGCCACAUCUACGAUCAGCAAGCCCGAGUCUGUGGAACAGCCUCGCAAAAGUUGCAGACCGAGUGCCCCUCUGCUGGUGUUUUCGAAGUGGACCCCGAGCAUCUGUGGCAGGCUGCCAAGGACACGCUAAGAGCCGCACUCAAAGGUUCUUCUGUGUCGGCCAGCUCGGUGAAAGCCCUGGGCAUCUCAACGCAACGAGCAACAUUUGCCUGCUGGGACAAGAGCACGGGCCAGCUUUUGCACAAGUUCAUCUCGUGGAAAGACACCCGUGCCGAAUCGCUGUGCCGAGAGUGGAACUCCUCUGCUCGUAUCAAGGCCAUGCGGAUGGGAGCCACUUUUCUCUACUGUCUGACCCACAAGGACCGUUACCUGGCUGCCAGCAUGCUGCGUUUUGAGUCUGGACUGGUGGUGAUGAGACUCUUAUGGGCCCUCAAGAACAUACCAGGGCUUCACGAGGGUGCUCGUGAAGGCCGCGUCUUGAUGGGCACGGUCGAUAGCUUUCUGCUGUGGCGAUUGACUGGAGGCCGCGUGCACGCCACAGACCCUUCCAACGCCUGCAUCACCGGACUGUUCGACCCCUUCACGAUGGAGUGGUCCUGCCUGAUCACAGACAUGCUGGAUAUUCCUGUCAGCAUGUUACCCAAAGUUCUCAGCACAAGUGGCGUGUUCGGUGUGACUGAUCCCGACAUUAUGGGUGCCGAAAUUCCCAUCGCGUGCUUGGCUGGUGAUCAACAGGCAUCGGCGUUCGGCGAGUGCUGCUUCCUGGCUGGAGACGUCAAGUGCACCAUGGGCACGGGCACCUUCUUCAACGCCAACACGGCGGACCAGCCACACGCCUCCUCCGUCGGUAUUUACCCCGUCGUUGGCUGGAAGAUCCGAGAUCAGGUGACGUACCUUGCCGAAGGCGGCAGCUUCGAUACGGGCACCGUCGUCGACUGGGCCCAGGAAAUGGGCCUUAUCAACAACGCCGACGAAAGCGCUGAGGUUGCCGAAUCAGUGGGCAGUUCCGCUGGUGUGUUCUUCAUUCCUGCAUUCAGUGGGCUUCAAGCGCCGAUGAAUGAUGCGUAUGCAGCCGCGGGUUUCCUCGGGCUUUCGACAUCCACGCGACCCGCACACAUGGUGCGCGCCAUGCUGGAGUCUCUUGCCUUCCGCACCUAUCAGCUGCAUGCGCUACUCAAGGGCACCACCGGGUUACCCACCAUCGGCACUGUCAGGUUCACCGGUGGUGUGACGCGCAACACAUUCCUUAUGCAGCUGUUGGCUGACCUGCUGCAGGAACCCAUCAUCUGCUCUUCACAGCACGACAGCAGUUCUCUUGGUGCUGCUUACCUUGCUGGGCUCGCUGUCGGAUUCUGGAAAGACUUGGAAGAUUUGCGGCAUCUGCAGCCUAAGGGUAUUGUUUUCAAGCCUAGGGAUGAACAGAAGACCUCCUGCCAAGCUCUCUUUAAUGAGUGGUGUCGGGCUGUUCAGCGUUUCACACAGUGGCACAGUCCAUCUGGCUCCUGAUGGUCUGGUGAUAAGUGACCUGGCUCAUAUCAUCAUUUUCCGAAGACAUCUUUGUUGCAGCUAUAGUUUUCGAACAAUGCCUUCCUUAGACAAUGAUUGCUUUGCUCGACGAUGAUGUGAAAUUUUGUCUCAGUAAUGACUCAGAAUUAUUUUUAAUAUGCUACAUUUCAUAGGGAAGGGCCUGUACAUUUGGCCUACAAUUUAUAUGCACCUGUAAUGUAUAAAAUAUGUAAUGUCGAGUAUAUUGCAAAUAUGUGCAAUAUCUUGCCUUCUUACUGCCACUAAAAUUAAGGGCAAUUGCAAAUCAGCCAACAUAAUGCUGUAUCGAUACAUUUUCUGUAGUGCAUAGCCUGGAUGCGAACUGAAGUGCUAUUAACAAAUUCUGGUUAAUAGACGAGUUUUUGAUUCCACUAAUGUGCUAGUGUUAGGUGUCCUACAGAAACACAACGCUAUUGUUGCUAGGUUGAUUUAAGAAGGGGAGUGGGCUGUGAAUGUAGUUUUUUUUACAGCGAAAGCUGUUAUGAGAUCACAACUUGGGUCACGUGCAGUUGUCCGCCACCGCCGCCGGUGUCCGUAACCACAUUGCACGAAACUAGAAAAAAAAACCUAACACCAAAGACAUAAUGGGACUUGAAACCUGUGGCUGCUGGGUGCAGGCUCAAGUUUCAGAGACCGAAAAUGUAUUCGGCAUGGACGGUAGCUUGAUCUCUCAUUUCGUGUGAGAUGUGCAGCACAUGAAUGUAGAAGCCCUUUUAGGCAAUGUUAUACGACUAAUAGAAGGGUUCUUUUUUUCAGUUUAUUGUGCUCAUAUUACAUUUACAAUGCUGGUAAUUCACGAGGCAGGUAUCAGUUAAGUGCAUGAUUUCUUCCUUUUUGUGUUUUCCAAGUUAGUGUGCAUAUCAUAUGCUGAUUCACAGUGGAUAGAUAUCUCUGCUUUGCAGGAAAGUGUGCUUCGAGCCUUGUAUAAAGUGCGGCUAGAACAGUGUGAUUUCUAUUUAUGUAUUAUCAUUCUGUAUUUUUUACUGAGGCAGAUAAUAGUGUUGAUUGCAGUUGGACUUCAGCCAGCAGCUGGAAAGAACCAAGGGAAAUAUAGCUAAGGUGGCAUCUGCCGAUGUCGCUUAUUCUGGUUCCGUGCAAUUUCCAGUUUCUAAUCACCUAAAUGAAGUCAUUGAAACCACAUAGGCAGUUAUUUGGGACUUCUAAUUAAAAACCACAGCAAAAUAAACAAAGUGGUCGAAAGACACUACUUGCUGCCAAUGGGAGUGGUAGCCACAUCCCUUGAAUGGUGUACUCCGCCUGUUGUGUAAUGAUAGUGACUGGGUCUAUAGCCUCUGCCUUGGUUAUUUAUGUAUCGAACCAAGAUUGGCCACUUCCGCCUAUGUAGUGACAUAUUAUUUAUAGCAAUGGAGUAGCAUUUUAUUUAUUUUGUGCAAUGAAGUGUAUAUUUCAGUUUACUAAAUUUGCGUCCUGCUUACAAGCACUGUAGUACCUUUGCUUUUUUUGAGCGUUCUUCUGUUUUAAUUACUCAGUUUGCUAUGUCUAAAAUGAACGGGUAUUGCUUUAUCUCUUCUGUGCAUUGCUUUUUUGCUAGGCUGGACUCCUCCAUGCACUCAUUUUUGAUUCGAGAAAACUAAAUAUGCAGCUUUUUCUUUCAUUUAAUAUGUUGGUUACUGUUUGAAAUGUGCUUUUGGUAGUACAACUAAUUUUCAUUGCUAUUCGUUAUUUGCAGUCUCAAUAGGGCUAAAAUGUCCGCAGAGCCAGCACUUCAGCUCUUGGCGUGUUAUACUUUGUUAUGCAAUAAGAAGGUGCAAUUCUAUGCAGACACGAUCUUGGUUUGUCAUGUAUUUCUGUUUGUUCGAUAAUAAUGCGAAAAUUUAGUUAUGUGCCAGUGGUAUUUCACUGCAGAAGUGAGAUACACUUCAUCGGCUAUUUAAAAAUUUGACAAGCUGAAAAGUCUCAUUUUCCCUUAUCGCACAAGGUUUGAGCUCUCUUAUGCACAUCCUUCGAACCAACAUCAAGCUGGAUGGUACAACAUAAUCAGAAAAUAAUGAAAGUGAGUGAGAGAAAAUUUCCAGCAAUAAUCUCAAUAUCACAAUUAUGUAUGAUUUGUAGCAUGCUUUAAUCUUUGAGUGUAUGGGUAUCUCAUGCAGUGAGUUAUAGCAGUUGAAGAGUAGGUAUGCGACCUGUACUUAGUCGAGUGCAGUUGGUGUGGUGGAUGGUUCAUUAUCCUUUGUCUGCUGAUGGUACAGAAUGUAAUUUGAUACUAUACUGCUUAUUCACAUGAGUUACCUCCUGUUCAUACUAUGGUAAUCACAUGAACAGGCUCAUGCUGAUGUGCAGAUUUCUUUUUCAUGGUUUGUUUUGCGGGUUGAGGGUGCUCAGAAAAUAGUUGACAUGCGAAAAAUGGUAUGUUACCUGUAAAAGGUCUGAUCUCGAUGUUAUAUAGACUCUGUUAAUAUGACGGUAUCUUGUGAGUUUUAACUAUUGUGUUGUGUGUGUAGGUAGUUACCGAUGAUGUGAUGGUGCCAAAUCUUACGAACAGUAUAAUUUUUCCAUGCUAAAGUCUUUCACAAAAUUUUCGCUAUCGUAACGCAAACGUAAUAUGGCUUUGAAAUUGCAGUUCGAAAUGACAUUUUUCAGUCUGCCCUAAUAACUUUCUUCUUACAGCACAUAAGUUAUGAGGACACUAAUAGGAUAUUUAUUAAGAAACGAAAAUGCAACAAGCACUUUCUCUGAAGUGUAACUAGCAAUGUAAGCAGUAAAUACCAUGGACACUGAAAAAGCAGGUUCAUCGGAUUUAUGGCUGGUUAGUGAUAUAUUACAUUUAGCACUGGUGAACCUAUAGUAUAUCGAAAUACUGGAAACGUUUUGUAGUUGUGUCAAUUAGAAAGCUCAUUUGGGUGUCACUUAAAGAAAACCUAAAAUCAGGGUUGCUUUGUGCUUUAAUAAGGAAAAGUGAAUGCACUCAAUGAAAACAGCAAAUGUGAUACUUACAAUGAAUUUUUUUAUUGAAUAAAUGUUUCUCUCAUGUGAAA
Messenger RNA from Rhipicephalus microplus (southern cattle tick), 4822 nucleotides. Its product is annotated as glycerol kinase 5. Gene Ontology annotation, cellular component: mitochondrion. Gene Ontology annotation, biological process: phosphorylation; glycerol metabolic process; triglyceride metabolic process. The record is from RefSeq and is a predicted model, not a curated record. NCBI's taxonomy places the organism in Eukaryota, Metazoa, Arthropoda, Arachnida, Ixodida, Ixodidae. Gene Ontology annotation, molecular function: kinase activity; phosphotransferase activity, alcohol group as acceptor.